UGGAGGGGAGGGGUGUCAUGUACCCACAGGAUUGGGGCAACACCUCCCAUUUCGCAACAGUCUGAUGGAGGAACUCCUUCAGUUUGCUGGAGCCACAGGGGUCUCAUUCAGCCUCUAGGGCAGGUCUCGCUGCCUGCUGAAACUGAACCUCGGGGGUGCCAACGCCCUGCUGCACCCCAGGAGCUCUGCCCAGCGAGAGCAUCUGAGCCAGACUCCUGGCAGAGACUCACCUCCUUUUCAGGGACCACUGCACCUCAGUGUUUACAGUGACACUCAAACCAGUUGGGGUUAUUAGUCACCUGGUUUAUGGCAUCGGCCGUCCUUAGGUCAUCAUAGAGACCUGAGGGCAAAGCUGAGUCCAUGCAGGUCAGCCCGCGCACUAGCCAAGCUGCUGGGAACCCCAUUUUCAGGCUCUCUGUCUUUCCUUAGUCAAUUCCCAGAUGAGAGAGCUUCCUUCAGAAGCCAACACUCACACCUCAGCCCUUUGUUCUUCAGCUGGGAUCUCGACUCUGCAAAAUCCUUGAGUAGCUGCAACUCUAUUGUCUCACUGGCCCCCUUGGUGAUCUGGGGUGGUUUCAACCAGUUCCUUAAUGACUCUUCAAUCCAUCCAGGUGGUAAUCUCUCCCCCUCCCCCCACAGCCAUGCAAGGUGUAGGGGAAACCGAGGCGCACACAGUUUUCAUGAAAAAAUUCCCACUUUGUCACAAGGGCUCUCAGAGCGAGGGCCAGCCCCAUGGAGGCCUUUGCAAAUCAGGACAGAGACCUUGAAUUAGCCUCUGUUCAGUGGGGAGAAGACGCAGAGUGGAGCACUGUUAUUGGAGCCAGCCCUACGCUGCUGAGCAGACAAGCUGCUACAUUCUGCACCAGUGGGAGCUUUUUGAGGCUGUCCAGCUGUGUCUUUAGGUGUAAUGCACGUUCGGGUGUGAAGCAGUUCGGUUUGCGGCACACAUGGCAUGCCUGACUCGUACCCACAAGUGCAAGGAGAUGAAUGUGGAUCUACCCCUGGCCCAGCCAGAGGCUCCCCCUUUCCACCAGCACAGCCUGAACUCUGCUGCCCCAGAUACAUCAGCCUGCCUUGCGCCAUUCACCUGCCCCUCACGCCUGGGCGACUCUGCCAGGCCUACCCUAGCACACACAAUGGUGGGUUGGAUGCUGGAAUUGGGGCGUGGCCGCUCCCUUACCAACUGUGGUGAGGUUCUCUGGGCAAAUGGGUGUCUUCUGGCCUUCGAAUUGACUGGUGGAAUGGUGCUGGGUGGAUCAGUCCCUUCUCUGCACUGCACGUCCUGAACUCCAGCCGAGCUGGAAGUCUUUGUGCAGGUGAUGCUGCCCCGCCAUCGCCUUCUGAGCCCGAGUGAGAAAGAGAAGGGUUAACGGGGCCAGGCACCGACCACUCGGCCUGCGCCAUGAGUCGCUCCCAGGUUUCCUCUGGGAUUCACCACAUCGUCUCCUCUGCCUUCGAGAGCCCGGAGCCGGAGGCCCUGGGACCCAGCUCGCCCGGCGCAGUGGAGGAGGAGGAGAUCGACCUGAACAAGACGCUGGGGGUGGAGCGCUUCGAGGGGAUCCUGCACGACUCGCACCCGCGCAACGGGGAGGAGGCCGGCCGCAGCUACAGCGAGGAGGAUUUUGAGUAUCACCGCCAGUCGUCCCACCACAUUCACCACCCCCUCUCCACGCAUCUGCCCCCUGGCACCCGCAGGAAGAAGGGGGGGCAGAAGGGCAAGAAGAAGCGGCGCCGGGCGUCCAUUCCAGGAGAGACCCCCACCAUCGAGGAGGCCGAGGAAGAUGAGGAUGACACCUGUGACACCGAGCCAGAGCGCUCGGCCGAGGACCUGCCCGGGGGGAUCCAGUUCUUCUUGCAGGAGGACGAGGCUGCCGAGCGCCACCCGGAAGAGCCCACGACCCCGACGUCUCUGUCGAGUUCCCCCAUGGAGCCGGUGGGGGCUGCGGUUAUGGACCCCAAGGGGGCUGGCCCCAGGGCCGAGGAGGAGCGUGGGCCCGACGGGCCCAGUGCAGACGAGCCCAGCUGCCCAGGCCGCCCCGUCCCCAAGUCCCAGCCAGGGCACCGGAGCUACAACCUGCACGAGAGGCGGCGCAUCGGCAGCAUGACGGGAGUGGAGCACGUCCAGUACCAGAAGGUGCCCACGGAUGAAUCGGAGGCCCAGACCCUGGCCUCCGCCGACCUGGACUACAUGAAGAGCCACAGGUUUGAGGACGUGCCUGGGGUCCGACGGCACCUGGUCCGUAAGAGCGCCAAGGGCCAAGUCGUGCACGUCAGCAAAGACCAUGCGGAGCCGAGCGCCCGGCACAGGAAGCAUGACCGGCAGCCGCACGAGGUCUUUGUGGAGCUGAACGAGCUGGUGGUGGACAAGAACCAGGAGCUGCAGUGGAAGGAGACGGCACGCUGGAUCAAGUUCGAGGAAGAUGUGGAGGAGGAGACCGAUCGCUGGGGGAAGCCCCAUGUGGCCUCCUUGAGCUUCCGCAGCUUGCUGGAGCUGCGCAAGACCCUCUCCCAUGGGGCCGUGCUCCUGGACCUGGACCAGAAGACGUUGCCAGGGGUGGCGCACCAGGUGGUGGAGCAGAUGAUCAUCUCAGACCAGAUCCGGGCUGAGGACCGCGCCAACGUACUGCGGGCACUGCUGCUAAAGCACAGCCACCCGAGUGACGAGAAGGAUUUCUUCCCCCGCAACAUCUCAGCCGGCAGCUUGGGCUCCCUGCUGGUGCAUCACCACAGUGCCAACCACGUGGGCGAGGGCAGCGAGCCCACGGUCACCGAGCCCCUCAUCGGCGCCCAACCUGCUGAAUAUGAGGCCAGGGUCGAGGUGGAGCGGGAGCGAGAGAGCCUGACUCCGGCACCCCCAGCUGGCAUCACGAGGUCGAAGUCGAAGCAUGAGCUGAAGCUGCUGGAGAAGAUCCCGGACAAUGCAGAGGCCACGGUGGUGCUUGUGGGCUGCGUGGAGUUCCUGGACCAGCCCACCAUGGCCUUCGUGCGGCUGCAGGCGGCCGUGGAGCUGGACUCAGUGCUGGAGGUGCCCAUCCCCGUCCGCUUCCUCUUUGUGCUGCUGGGGCCCAGCAGCGCCAACAUGGACUACCACGAGAUCGGGCGCUCCAUCUCCACCCUCAUGUCCGACAAGCAAUUCCACGAGGCGGCAUAUCUGGCCGACGACCGGCAUGACCUGCUCAACGCCAUCAAUGAGUUCCUGGACUGCAGUGUGGUGUUGCCGCCCUCCAAGGUGCAGGGCGAGGAGCUGCUGCGCUCCGUGGCCCACUUCCAGCGCCAGAUGCUUCAGAAACGAGAGGAGCAGGAGCGCCGGCUGCUGCUGGGCACCAUGCUGGAGCCCAAGUCGCCCGCCGAGAAAGCGCUGCUGAAGCUGAAGGUGGUGGAGGGGGAGGCAGAGGACGAGGACGACCCCCUGCGGCGCACGGGCCGGCCCUUCGGGGGACUUGUCCGUGACGUGCGCCGGCGCUACCCCAAGUACCUGAGCGACUUCAGGGAUAGUCUGAACCCGCAGUGCAUCGCCGCCGUCAUCUUCAUCUACUUCGCCGCUCUCUCACCAGCCAUCACCUUCGGGGGGCUGCUGGGGGAGAAGACCCAGGACCUGAUCGGGGUGUCGGAGCUGAUCAUCUCCACGGCCGUGCAGGGCAUCGUCUUCUGCCUGCUGGGCGCCCAGCCACUUCUCGUCAUCGGCUUCUCCGGGCCCCUGCUCGUCUUCGAAGAAGCUUUUUUCACAUUCUGCACGACCAACGGGUUGGAGUACCUGGUAGGGCGCGUGUGGAUCGGCUUCUGGCUCAUCCUCAUUGUGCUGGUGAUGGUGGCUGUGGAGGGCAGCAUCCUGGUGCGCUUCGUAUCCCGCUUCACCCAGGAGAUCUUCGCCUUCCUCAUCUCCCUCAUCUUCAUCUACGAGACCUUCUCCAAGCUGGCCAAGAUCUUCCAGGAGCACCCCCUGCAUGGCUGCGGGCGGGCGAACGGGACGGGCGCAGAGGCUCUGGGCGGGGGCAAUGGCAGCGUGCCCCUGGGGAACGGGACAUGGGGCCGGGCCGGGCCGGCGGUGACAGGGCAGCCCAACACAGCCCUGCUCUCGCUGGUGCUCAUGGCCGGCACCUUCUUCAUCGCCUUCUUCCUGCGCAAGUUCAAGAACAGCCGCUUCUUCCCGGGACGGAUCCGUCGGGUGAUCGGGGACUUCGGGGUGCCCAUCGCCAUCCUCAUCAUGGUGCUGGUGGAUUUCAGCGUUCGGGACACGUACACACAGAAGCUGAGCGUUCCCAGUGGCUUCUCAGUGACGGCCCCGGAGAAGCGGGGCUGGGUCAUCAACCCUCUGGGUGAGGGCAGCUCCUUUCCCAUCUGGAUGAUGGUGGCCAGCGCCCUGCCCGCUGUGCUGGUCUUUAUCCUCAUCUUCAUGGAGACCCAGAUCACCACGCUAAUCAUCAGUAAGAAAGAGCGCAUGCUGCAGAAGGGCUCCGGCUUCCACCUCGACCUGCUGCUCAUUGUGGCCAUGGGCGGCUUCUGCGCCCUCUUUGGGCUGCCCUGGCUGGCGGCCGCCACGGUGCGCUCGGUGACCCACGCCAAUGCCCUGACGGUUAUGAGCAAGGCCGUGGCCCCUGGCGACAAGCCCAAGAUCCAGGAGGUGAAGGAGCAGCGCGUCACGGGGCUGCUGGUGGCCCUGCUCGUGGGCCUGUCCAUCGUCAUCGGGGACCUGCUGCGGCACAUCCCCCUGGCCGUGCUCUUUGGGAUCUUCCUCUACAUGGGCGUGACCUCGCUGAACGGCAUCCAGUUCUACGAGCGCCUGCACCUGCUGCUCAUGCCCCCCAAGCACCACCCCGACGUCACCUAUGUCAAAAAGGUGCGCACCCUGCGGAUGCAUCUCUUCACGGGCCUGCAGCUGGCGUGCCUGGCCGUGCUCUGGGCCGUCAUGUCCACGGCAGCCUCCCUGGCCUUCCCCUUCAUCCUCAUCCUCACCGUGCCGCUCCGCAUGUGCCUGCUGCCCCGCAUCUUUGCCGACCGCGAGCUGAAGUGUCUGGACGCCGAGGAGGCGGAGCCGAUCUUCGACGAACGGGAAGGGGUGGACGAGUACAACGAGAUGCCGAUGCCCGUGUGAGGGGCGCCAGCAAGGGACCCUGCGCGGGGCUGCAGGGCACAGGCGGGCCCCCUGCCGCUGCGCUAGGAGCUGCAGCGGCUUUGCCCGGACCUGCGCCAUCUCCAGCACCGUGGCCGCUUGGACUGUGCCCAGCCCUCACCCACGUGACGCUCGCCCCACGGCCAGGCUGCCACCUGCCAAAGCAGCUGUUCAGCGUCCUGCCCUGCGGGGGCCUGCUACCCGCCCUGGGGCUGGCGCAGGAGCAACUGGGCCAUGCCUCCUGCCCCCAGCCACUGCCGUCCGAACUGUAUUGUGCGCUGGAACCCACCCCUGCCGGGGGGGCCUACAAGAACUAACCUCCCUGCUCCAGCCCGGGGCCCCACCCAGACAAUCAGGUGUUUCCUAAAUUCGAUGGGGUUUUAUUUAAGAGACUAAUUUAACUGUCAAUAAACAGCUUUCUAAGGA
This is a messenger RNA of Dermochelys coriacea (leatherback sea turtle), 5536 nucleotides long. It is a transcript of the gene SLC4A2, whose product is annotated as solute carrier family 4 member 2. The transcript is spliced from 24 exons. Gene Ontology annotation, cellular component: plasma membrane; apical plasma membrane; basolateral plasma membrane. NCBI's taxonomy places the organism in Eukaryota, Metazoa, Chordata, Testudines, Dermochelyidae. Bases 1403 to 5092 code for a protein of 1229 amino acids. The record is from RefSeq and is a predicted model, not a curated record. Gene Ontology annotation, molecular function: solute:inorganic anion antiporter activity; monoatomic anion transmembrane transporter activity. Gene Ontology annotation, biological process: monoatomic anion transport; bicarbonate transport; regulation of intracellular pH.